AGCCAUUCAACAGGGUUCAGAGAAUGCUUGGUGCUUAUUGCUUCAUUAAAGCCAAUAGAACAGGGGUUGCCAGCAACAUCGAAAUGGAUGUUGUUGGCAAGGCCAUUGAGGAGGCCGAAAAAAACCACUCACUUUCUCUGUCAAUUUGCGUCAAAGAACAUAAGACGUCUGACACCUACGGCGCAGCAACAUUCAAGACGGCGCAAGCCCACUUUGACCUGUGGGUAAGAUGGUAUAAGCUCCGACAACGAAUGGAAACAAACAGCAAGGACAAGCCCACCACAUUUUUGGUUACUGUAACUGGCAACAAAUACACUUCAUUUGAUAAGGACAUAAAUGAUAUUUUCCCAUCAGAAAUGUAG
Messenger RNA from Frankliniella occidentalis (western flower thrips), 362 nucleotides. RefSeq lists its product as uncharacterized. The transcript is spliced from 2 exons. The record is from RefSeq and is a predicted model, not a curated record. NCBI's taxonomy places the organism in Eukaryota, Metazoa, Arthropoda, Insecta, Thysanoptera, Thripidae. Bases 24 to 362 code for a protein of 112 amino acids.